Pterocles gutturalis (yellow-throated sandgrouse) is the source of this 3195-nucleotide messenger RNA. Its product is annotated as anoctamin-1-like. Gene Ontology annotation, molecular function: protein dimerization activity; chloride channel activity. Lineage: Eukaryota; Metazoa; Chordata; Aves; Pterocliformes; Pteroclidae. Gene Ontology annotation, cellular component: plasma membrane. The record is from RefSeq and is a predicted model, not a curated record. Gene Ontology annotation, biological process: chloride transmembrane transport.
AUGAAGGUGAACAAGAAAUACUCCUGUCUACCUGCUGAGGAGAAGGGGAUCCACAUUAUCAACAUCCGAGCUAUUGAAGAUAUAGGAUACGACCAGCAUGAGAGUACUUUAUUAAAUUCCCUAUCCAAAGAUCCAGAUGCUGACUGCAAAUAUGGACUCUACUUCAGAGAUGGCAAGAGAAAAGUCGACUACAUCCUAGUUUAUCAUUACAAGAAGUCCUCGGCAGGGAAGACGCUCACCAGGAGAGUUCAUCACAAUGAUUCAAGUACCCGAAGCACCAAGCAGGACCAGCCACUUCCCGGGAAAGGAGUGCAGCUGGAAAUGGGGGAAAGUGAACCCCAUGUGGAUUACCACGAAGACGACAAGCGGUUUCGCAGGGAGGAGUAUGAAGGGAACCUUGUGGAGGCUGGUCUGGAACUGGAACACGAUGAGGAUACUAAAAUCCAUGGGGUUGGAUUUGUGAAAAUACACGCACCAUGGAAUGUCUUGUGUCGAGAGGCAGAAUUCCUUAAGCUCAAGAUGCCCACAAAAAAGAUGUAUCAGAUCAAUCAGACCCAUGGUCUUCUGAAAAAGAUUAACUCCGUAAUUCAAAAAAUCACAGAGCCCAUCCAGCCAAAAGUAGCAGAACACAAACCUCAGACGGUGAAGCGCCUCUCCUACCCCUUCUCCAGAGAAAAACAGCACCUGUUUGAUUUGUCUGACAGAGAUUCCUUCUUUGACAGCAAAACGAGAAGCACUAUAGUUUAUGAAAUAUUGAAAAGAACGACAUGUACCAAAGCAAAAUAUAGCAUGGGGAUCACCAGUCUGCUUGCCAAUGGAGUUUACAGUGCUGCAUAUCCUCUGCAUGAUGGUGACUAUGAAGGUGAAAAUGUGGAACCUAAUGACAGAAAACUCCUGUGCGAGGAGUGGGCGAGCUACGGGGUCUUUUAUAAAUAUCAACCGAUUGACCUGGUGAGAAAAUACUUUGGAGAGAAGAUUGGACUAUAUUUUGCCUGGCUGGGAGUUUAUACACAAAUGCUUAUUCCAGCUUCGAUUGUCGGGAUUAUCGUUUUCCUGUAUGGCUGUGCAACUGUGGAUGAGAAUAUACCAAGUAUGGAAAUGUGUGACCAGAGAAACAACAUCACCAUGUGUCCCCUAUGUGACAGAACAUGCAGCUACUGGAAGAUGAGCUCCGCUUGUGCAACUGCUCGCGCAAGUCAUCUGUUCGAUAACCCUGCAACUGUCUUCUUCUCAGUCUUCAUGGCUCUCUGGGCUGCCACCUUUAUGGAACACUGGAAGAGAAAACAGAUGCGUCUCAACUACAGGUGGGACCUGACUGGGUUUGAAGAGGAGGAGGAGGCAGUCAAGGAUCAUCCAAGAGCAGAAUACGAAGCGAAAGUUUUAGAAAAAUCACUGAGAAAAGAACACAAACAGAAAGAGAAGCAUCGAUAUUUUCCAGAAGAGACAGCAAACAAAUGGAGACAAAGAGUUAAGACAGUCAUGGCUGGGGUGAAAUUGACAGAAAAGCUGACAUGGAAGGAUCGUUUUCCAGCCUAUUUUACCAAUUUUGUUGGCAUUAUCUUCAUGGUUGGGCUGACGUUCGCCAUAGUCUUUGGAGUCAUCAUAUACCGGAUCUCCACGGCAGCAGCGCUGGCAAUCAGUUCAACGCCCUCGGGCCGCUCAAGCGUUAGGGUCACCGUCACUGCCACCGCGGUCAUCAUCAACUUGGUCGUCAUCAUCAUCCUGGAUGAAGUGUACGGCUGCAUCGCAAGGUGGCUAACUCAGAUCGAGGUGCCAAAAACUGACAAGAAUUUUGAAGAGCGGCUGAUUUUUAAGGCUUAUGUCAAUGCCUACACGCCCAUUUUCUACGUUGCUUUCUUCAAAGGCCGAUUUGUUGGACGUCCAGGAGACUACGUCUACAUUUUCCACAAAAAAAGAGGGAUGGAGCAGUGUGCUCCGGGCGGUUGCCUGAUGGAGUUGUGCAUCCAGCUCAGUAUCAUCAUGUUGGGCAAGCAGCUGAUUCAGAACAAUUUAUUUGAGAUUGGCAUCCCAAAAAUGAAGAAAUUUAUACGAUAUAUGAAAUUAAAGCGCCGGCAAACUUUAGACCAUGAAGAGCACAUGAAAAAAAAGCAGCGUUAUGAAGUGGACUACAACCUGGAGCCUUUCGCUGGACUCACCCCUGAAUAUAUGGAAAUGAUUAUUCAGUUUGGGUUUGUAACGUUGUUUGUUGCAUCCUUCCCACUGGCGCCUUUGUUUGCGUUGUUGAACAACAUCAUUGAAAUCCGUCUAGAUGCAAAAAAAUUUGUGACUGAGCUGAGGAGACCGGUAGCAGUCAGAGCAAAGGAUAUAGGAAUCUGGUAUAAUAUCCUCAGAGGUAUUGGAAAGCUUGCUGUCAUAAUAAAUGCAUUUGUGAUCUCAUUCACAUCCGACUUCAUUCCACGCCUCGUGUACCUGUAUAUGUACAGUGAGAAUGGCACCAUGCAUGGCUUCGUGAACCAUACACUAUCCUCUUUUAAUGUCAGCGAUUUUCAAGCAGGAACAGCUCCAAACGACCCCAUGGAUCUUGGCUACGAGGUUCAGAUAUGCAGAUACAAAGAUUAUCGAGAACCCCCCUGGUCCGAAAACAAGUAUGAUAUUUCAAAGGAUUUCUGGGCUGUCCUAGCAGCAAGAUUAGCAUUUGUGAUAGUUUUCCAGAACUUGGUCAUGUUUAUGAGUGACUUUGUUGACUGGAUUAUCCCAGACAUUCCCAAGGACAUUAGUCAGCAGAUUCAUAAAGAGAAAGUUCUCAUGGUGGAAGUCUUCAUGAGAGAAGAGCAAGGAAAGCUGCAAAUGCUAGAAACCUGGAAGGACAAGGACAGGAAAAAAGGUGAAAACUGUAACAAUCACAGCCCCAGACUCUCCAGGAGCCACAGUGGGAGCUUGUCCUCCUGCCAUUCGUACCCUCUGGACAUAUAGAAGAGGAGGGAGCUGAGUAUGUCGGGGCAUUCCACUGAUAAGCCAUCGCGGAAAGGGCAGGACUCGGUUAACGGACAACCUGGUGCAUGUUGAAGGAUGUGCUGCCAUUUUGCUCCCAUCUUUGUGAGAAAUGCUCUUCUUACAAACAUGGAGGACCACGUUCUAUUUCUGAUAAUGUUGGGCUUUUUUUCUUUUUGCACAAGCAGUAAUGCAGGGAAUUUUUAUAUUUCAUCGAGAGAUAACACUAUGGACGGUGGUGUG